AUGAAGCCACCGAAAUCUUGGACUAAAACAACUGAGCCGUCAUCUUACGAUCAAAUCUACAAAUUUCUCGAACAUUCGCUAAAUGAAUGUUUGUCUUUCAUCGACGAAAUCGAAAAUGAAUACUAUCAAGAUACAUCGACUUCAGUGAACAUUAAACCUAAACUUCAAACAGCCAGAAGACCACAAUCUGUUAAUACACUUAUUGCAUGGUCAGGACCAUUGAAUGAAUUACGAAACGCACGUCUUCUUAGUGAUAUUCGAAAUGGUAAAACAGCACGGGAUCUUCUAACUGAAGCCAGAACGGGAAAUUUCGGUGAUUCAAUAUCGGAUGAGUGUGUCAAUCUGUUGAAGAAUAUUUUGGAUAAAACAAACGAUCAAUUACAUUCAAAAAUGCCAUUAUUAGCAAAUAAAAUCGCGGAAUGUAUGAAUUUAAUGGAACAAUACUUUCUUUCGUUUUAUGAUAUUGAUAAUAUUCAAGAAGUUGUUCAAAAACGAAGAAAUGAUCGACCACCGGAUGAAUACGUAGAAACAGCGUAUACUUAUGAAAAAGCUCGAUGGACGCAUAUAUUUCAAGUGAAUAAGUCAAUAAAAAUCUUAUCAGAAAUGCAACAACGUGCUGAAGACACUCGAGGCAUUGUCAUGUCAUCUUUAUCGAAAGAAUGUCAAGAAUUGGCUGUUCGUUGUGAUUGUACAUCACUUUCAUACAUAUUCGCGUUGCCCGAAUGUUAUAUUGAAGCUCGACGAGCAAUUCAAGCUCUUCGAACUUGGUUAAGUGAAGAUUCGAAAUACACAUCAUUUAUUCAAACGUCAUUGAAAGUGCUGGAUGAAAAGUUCGCUGACGAGAAGAAGAAUUUCGAAUUUGCCAAAGCACAUCUUAGUCAUGUUGAACAUCGAGCGGAUUCCUUUCAAACCCAAUUGAAUAAAGCUGAACAAGAAAAUGAACUCAAUGCGAAAAAAUUUGAAGAACUCGAAGAACGGCUAGAUACGAAAGAACGAGAAUAUCUAUCAAAGCGUUUGACAUCAGAAGUGUAUGAGGAUCAAUUGAAAAAAAUGCUUCAAGCAGCCGAAGAACCCGAUGCUGUUGAUAAUCAUUUAUCCAUCGAACGAUUUCAGCAAGAGAUUAAACAAUUUGCCAGAGAGUUGCCAAAAUUAAAAGCUCAAAUGGAAACAAUUAAAGGACGUAUUGCGUUUUUUAAACAGCGCAAAGAAGAAUUAGCAGCGAUGCGUACAGAACACAAACGCUUGGCGCAAGAAGCACAGGUGGCAUUAGAAGAGAAAAUUUUAAGAGAAAACGAAUUCAAUCGCGUAGCGAAUUGUCGAGAUGUAAUACGAAAUAUUUACAGAUGUCGUUCAACGAAUGAUUUGCCACAGAAAAUCUUCUAUUCUCUACCAAUUCGAUCGAGAAGAUCAGGUGAAGCUGAUAAUGACGAUCUGUCCAAAGCUAUUCGUCUCGUUGCAAAAAGUAUCGGCCGUGAUUGGACUCGACUCUAUUGGCAGUUACCUUUUCAUCCGGCACGUGGUCAAGAAGAAAUAUCGAAAGAUAUUGAAUACAUCGACGAUAAAUACCAUCGAGGUGAUGUUCAUCAAGCACAAGCAGCAGAUUCAUUGAAUAAAUGGCGACGUUUCCAUACACGUGCCGUACUUGACGAUCUAAUUCAAGCACUUCGUAAAGUACGUCGCCAGGAUGUAGUACAAACUAUUGAACGACGUAUUCUCAAACCCAAAAUAUCCAUCAAUGAUAUACAUGAAGAUGUCGACCCCCGAAAGAAAGAAAUUGAAGAUUUAAAUCGAAAAUUGAAUCAUUUAUUUGACAAAAUUAAAACAGGUGCUAUUACCACACACGACACAUAUUCCUAUUCAACUAUUGGUAUCGCCCCGCUACGCCCGGUUAGAAGACACCGCACUCUGGCCACACAUUGA
Messenger RNA from Adineta ricciae, 1920 nucleotides. The record is from the annotation of a GenBank genome assembly. NCBI's taxonomy places the organism in Eukaryota, Metazoa, Rotifera, Eurotatoria, Adinetida, Adinetidae.